GGGGGAAAAAGGGGGGGGGGAAGGGAAGCGGUCGAUUGUGCCCUUUUCCGUCAUGAUCGUCGGUUUAGCUUCCGGCUUGAGGGUGGGGGUCUGGAAGUGUCCCUAUGGCAACUGUGCGCCUUUCCACUAAUCUCCCAGGCCAGACGCGCUUCCCUCGAGAGCCCCUUUCUGUGCGCUCGCGCUCUGCUUUCCUCCCGUCCCGCUUAUGAAGGUCUGAAAGGGACUGAAAGGGACAAGAACGGUCGAGUGAUCGGCGAGCGCGGGAGUUUCCUCAGUGCUAACCUCUCCUGCCCUGGGAGGCAGGCCUGGCGGAGCUUGACGAUUCUUGAAGAUUUGCUUGAGUCAGUUAUGUAAGGAGCAUAAUAAUGGAUGAAACUACUGACUGCAUGAAGAUGGAUGCUGGGGACUAUAUGCAAACUAAUCAUACUUCUGUGUUCAAGACUUUUCCUGAGCAACAGAAUGUUAUUUCCGGCAACCAGCAUCCACUGUCUGACAACAAGUUUUUAUCAAACAAGUUUAACAGCUUGGCGGGACCUUCCACUUGUUUAACGGGAAAUACUUCUUGUAGUUUCAAUUACUAUCCAGAAUCCCCAAGCUUUGAGAGCUGCCCAGCAACUGGAGUAAAAAGAACAUUUAGAAUAAAUGCCAAUGGUCAGUUGAAGACUUGCAACUCCCCUUUUGGCUCUGUUUCACAGAAGGCCAGAGUAUAUUUUGAAACACGCAAAAAUCCAAGUAUGACUGCAAAUUCCUUUGUAGGAAAAUCAAGCCACCAUAGUCAAGUUUCUGCCUACGAAAAAUCCUUUCCAAUUAAGUCCGUUGCUAAUCCAUCAUGUCGUCGGAGCUUACUGAGUCCCAAGAAGUCUCAAAGAAGAUUCAUCAGCACUGCAGAAGAGACAGUUCGGGAAGAAGAGAAAGAAAUAUACAGGCAGCUGAUUCAAAUGGUUACAGGGAAAAAUCUGUCAACCUUUUCAUUAUUGUCUCAUAACCUGACCAAGUGUGGAGGUUCCAAUAAAAAAGCUAUGAAAGAAACUGAAAACAAAUGUAUGAAACCUUUUGAUAUUUGUGGCCCCUCUCUGGGCAAUCCGUCAUCAAGUUUUCUUAGGAUACAAGAGCACCAUUCUCACAAACCACUGCCGCAACCAGUUUGUAAUUUUACUUCCCAUGUUAACUUUGAUCCCAAGACCAGUACACCCAUACAACAAACAAAUCUACCAGCAUUGGAUGUGCAGACUGAAGGAUGUGAUUCAAUGCUAAAUGGCAAAGACUUCAGAUCUCCAGCUCCAAGUACACCUUUCUUUGAGGCUGAAUUGUGGAUAAAAGAAUUAGCCAGUGUAUAUGACUCCCGAGCCCGUGAGAGAUUGCGACAUAUAGAGGAGCAGAAAGCCUUGGCAUUGCAGUUUCAGAAUCAGAGACUGAGACUGCAGAAAGAGAUCUCAGUACCCGAGUCAAUAAACUUACAUCUUCGAGUUCCUCUUGAAAAGGAAAUUCCUGUCAUUGUUCCAGAAGAUAAUAAGACAGUGGAUAGCGAAGAUGAAUUUCCUGGAAUUACAGAGGAAAUGGAGAAAGAAAUAAAAAAUGUGUUACGAAGUGGAAACCAGGAUGAAGUGUUGAGUGAAGCCUUCCGAUUAACCAUCACUCGGAAAGACAUUCAGACCCUUAAGCAUCUCAACUGGCUCAAUGAUGAGAUUAUUAAUUUUUACAUGAAUAUGUUGAUGGAGAGGAGUAAACAGAAAGGCUUUCCAACCGUUCAUGCAUUUAACACGUUUUUCUUCACCAAGUUAAAAACUGCUGGAUAUCAAGCUGUAAAACGUUGGACUAAAAAAGUAGAUAUAUUUUCUGUGGACAUUCUAUUGGUUCCUAUUCACCUUGGUGUCCAUUGGUGUCUAGCAGUUACUGACUUCAGGAAAAAAACCAUCACUUACUACGAUUCAAUGGGUGGAUCCAACAGUGAAGCUUGUAAGAUACUCUUGCAGUACUUAAAGCAGGAAAGCCUGGAUAAAAAGCGCAAGGAAUUUGAUACCAAUGGCUGGAUGCUCCUGUGUAAAAGAAGCCAGGAGAUCCCACAACAAAUGAAUGGCAGUGAUUGUGGGAUGUUUGCCUGUAAAUACGCUGACUGCAUUACCAAAGACAAACCAAUCAACUUUACUCAGCAACUCAUGCCUUACUUCCGGAAACGAAUGGUCUGGGAGAUCCUCCAUCGUAAGCUGCUGUGAUUUCAUGCCGAGUAAGACUCUUCAGAGACUGAAAACCCCGGGUUUCCUCUUCUUGGCCACCUCCAAGUGGGCUACAUGGGUUUCCACUGACAAGACUCUACAUUACACUUUUGGUGUCUUUAAAAAAGAAAAUACAUCUAUUUCUUGGACCAGUGUGCCCCCAUGAAGCCUUUCUGAAGCACACACUUUCUUUUGUAUUUUGAAACCCUAUUUUUUACAAGGGACAUUUGAAACUUGUAGGAAUGCGGCUUUUUAUCUUCAAGGAGAUUUCUGCCUCUCUUUUUUUUAAAAAAAUGGCCAGCUUGUGCAAAGGACUUGAGACCGUUCAGCUGUAAGGCCUUGGUGCAGGGAAGCACUUGCAAUCUUUUCUUGGAUCUAUCAGGAUUUAGAGAAGACUUGAUGUCAUAGUACUAAGUAAUUGUGGAUUCUCCGCAUUACUGUUACUGCAGCUAAUUAUUUGAUGUAAAACAUGCAGGGAUAUGUGUCUUGGGGAAUCUAUUUGGCCCAGGUUUUCCAGACGUGUGCAUGUUUAUGUGUUUCCUGCUUCUUAUAUUCUGCUGUUAAUAACAUGGGUGAUUCCUACAGCAUUUGUAGCAACUUAGAUUCCCUUUUAUUCUUCAACUAUUAAAGAGAAAUGGAAUUCUUUGGGAAUGAAAGGUGAAUAGACACACCAGCACAUGAAAAGUAACCACUUGCUCUGUUUUCCACCGUGGCGGGUAAUCUUUUUGAUUCUACAGUAGGGCCGCCCAGGGGAAAAUUAACAAUCCUUUAUUUUAACAUUGUUUAUCUUGUCACAAUAAAUGAGUCAUCUCCUGAUUAUUGAAAGUUUAUGAGGAUUAUGAGCUAUCCUCUGGUAUUCAGAACAAGCCAUUUAUCCUAAAGACAGGCAAGGAUUUGUGGGCAGAGGCAUUCUGCACCAAAAGUCCUUAUUCUUCACUGCCCCUUCCCCAAGCCUGCUGUGGUGGGUUUUGACCUGAGAAAGAAAAACCAGACACCUUUGUGGCCUGCAUCACUGCAUUCA
This is a messenger RNA of Pseudonaja textilis, 3234 nucleotides long. It is a transcript of the gene SENP1, whose product is annotated as SUMO specific peptidase 1. The record is from RefSeq and is a predicted model, not a curated record. Gene Ontology annotation, biological process: proteolysis; protein desumoylation. NCBI's taxonomy places the organism in Eukaryota, Metazoa, Chordata, Lepidosauria, Squamata, Elapidae. Gene Ontology annotation, cellular component: nucleus. Gene Ontology annotation, molecular function: deSUMOylase activity.